Molecule: messenger RNA, 1491 nt
Organism: Mytilus californianus (California mussel)
Lineage: Eukaryota; Metazoa; Mollusca; Bivalvia; Mytilida; Mytilidae
Product: peroxiredoxin-5, mitochondrial-like
Exons: 6
Coding region: 53-625 (190 amino acids)
Biological process (GO): cell redox homeostasis; hydrogen peroxide catabolic process; cellular response to oxidative stress
Cellular component (GO): cytoplasm; peroxisome; mitochondrion
Molecular function (GO): thioredoxin peroxidase activity
Source: RefSeq, a predicted model, not a curated record
AAAACUAAAUCCGGUUCAAGCGUGUUAUUUAUCCGAUUGUGAUUGGUUCGCAAUGUUUGCUGCAAGGUCAACGAGACAACUAAGCAAUCUUAUCAGUUGUAACGUGGUUUUUCGACGAACUAUUAGCAAAAGUUGCCAAGCAGCCAUGCCAAUCAAGGUUGGAGAUAAGUUGCCCGCAGUUGAUCUGUUUGAGAAUGAUCCUGGAACUAAAGUAAAUUCUGGAGAAGUUUUUGCUAAAGGAAAGCAUGUGAUAUUGGCAGUACCCGGUGCUUUUACACCUGGAUGUUCUCAGACUCAUUUACCAGGUUAUGUAUCAAACUUUGACAAGAUGAAAUCAAAAGGUGUAACCUCCGUAGCAUGCAUUUCUGUUAAUGAUCCAUUUGUAAUGGGGGCAUGGGGCAAAGAACAAAAAGCUGAUGGCAAGGUUAGAAUGUUGGCAGACACAUGUGGAGAGUUUACAAAGGCUGUAGACUUGGAAGUUGAUUUGAGUGGUCCAUUAGGAAGCAAGAGAUCUAAGAGAUAUUCAAUGGUAGUGAACGAUGGUGUAGUAACAGCACUCAACAUUGAACCAGACGGAACAGGUCUAACUUGCAGUCUUGCCCCAGAAGUUCUCAAACAAGUCUAGUCUGAAUGAACAGUUGUGUGUAGUGCAUUAAUAGAUUUACCUUUUAUAGACAUGAAUCUGUACGCAUGGAUUUGCAUAGACCUUGGAUUUGAAUAAACCAAGGUUUUAUGAUAUCCGUUCUGCUAUAUUAGACAAAUAAUUCAAGCCACAAAAAAUUAACUUUUGUGUUUUCUUUGCAGAUACUCAAUGUUAAAAAUUUUAUUUAAUAGAUAAGGAGAUGUCAGAAAACCAAAGAGUUACUAUUGGGUAGCUAUUUUUUACAAUACUCUUGCAUCAGAGAUAUAAAGAGUUACUAUUGUGUAGCUAUUUUUACAAUACUCUUGCUAAUGCAAAGAGCUUUUUGAAACUAAUCGAGAUUUGCAUUUUUUAUAACAAGAAUCAAUUUAGAGGGGCAUGCUUUUUUUCUGGGAUAAUUUUAUGUGUAGUCAUGUUUUUAUGCACAAUGCUUUCUAUUAUUGGUUUAUAAUUUUCAUUUACAUCAUAUUUUGAGAUCAAAAGCUUGAAGUUUAUUUGCAAAUUUUGCCAUAUUGUUAAGUUUGUUUCAUUUUAUAAAUUAUUUGCCAGAAGGUGCUUUAUUGAUAUCAGCAUUUCUACCAUUCCAUUUUUAUAGACCUGUAUCUAAUAUUUGAUGAAAUUUGUGUUAAAAAUAAAUUCAAACCUUAAAUCUAAGUAAUUUUAUCAGUCAAAGUCUCUUUUGCUAUUGCACAGCUUUAAAUGUACCUUAAAAACUGAAAUAGCAUUGUAGUUACUGGUUGUUUAUCUUAUUUCAAAGUUUUGAAAAAUUAUAUGGUAAAAUUUAAUGUUUACAUGUGAUUAUUUGUUCUCAUAUUUAGUAAAAUAAGUGAAAUAAAGGUUUUAUAAUCAAA